This is a messenger RNA of Mesorhabditis belari, 513 nucleotides long. Lineage: Eukaryota; Metazoa; Nematoda; Chromadorea; Rhabditida; Rhabditidae. The record is from the annotation of a GenBank genome assembly.
AUGAAAGCCCAAGUAGAACAUUUCAUUCCAAACGGCCAUUUCUACUCGCAUUACGCCACUGAAAUUUUUGGCCCCGACAUUACUCCAAAGCUGGAACUUGAGUUAACUACUUAUGAAGCAAUUCUAACUUCGGGUGCUGCUAGCAACCUUUCUUUGCCUUAUUUUUGGAUAAUGCAACAAGAGAAUCUCCCCAAUCUUCACAAGCAAAGUUUUCUGUGGUGCCCUGUUUCUGGCUCGUCGGUCUCCGUUGAACGACUAUUCAGUCGGCUUGGCAUCAUUUAUGGUAACAAAAGACGAGGACGCUUACUACCUUCUAUUAUUGAAUCACUCAUUUCGAUUCACGAUGCAAAUCUUGGCGAUAUUGUUGUUAGGAAGUUUCCUAGCCGCUACACGCAGAAGUACGCUGAGAACGCCUUUGACAUGGCUCGCCUGGAGACUUGUGAUCCGAUUGGGAAGCCGUGUCUCUUCGAUGAAAGCGACGUUGAUGGAGAUUCGGACGCUGAAACUGUCACU